Phaeoacremonium minimum UCRPA7 is the source of this 375-nucleotide messenger RNA. RefSeq lists its product as hypothetical. Lineage: Eukaryota; Fungi; Ascomycota; Sordariomycetes; Togniniales; Togniniaceae. The coding region runs from base 1 to 375 and encodes 124 amino acids. The transcript has a single exon. The record is from RefSeq and is a predicted model, not a curated record.
AUGCCCUCCUACGAGCUCACACCCCAGGCCUUCACGGCCCCCACGGACGCCAUCCCCUACAUGACCGUCACGUUCCGCGUGCCGCAGUCCAGCGCCCGCCGGGACCGGGACGACCCCAUCUUCCCCGCCUCGGGCCUCCAGCUCUCCCUCGAGAACAACCGCCGCGAGGCCUUCCUGGAGGAGCGCCUCACGGCCCGCGACCUCGGCGCCAGCGGCGGCGUCUGCGUCGCGCGCGUCCCCGCCGGCGAGAUCCCGCAGUUCCGCGGGCCCGAGUGGGCGGACCAGACGGUCGUGGUCAAGAUGCACGCGUGGAAGGGCGAGAAGUGGCUUGGAAGCUGGGAGGUGGGAAGGAUGGAGGCGCCGUUGGGGCGCUAA